UGGCGGACUGCCAAUAUCGGGCGGGUCGGCUGAUCCAUUUCUUAUGACUUUCUUGAUGUUUAUGUCCAUCAAAAUGAUUAACUAUGGGUGUACAAGGUCACUUUAAGCUUGUGAGACCUUUUGAAAUGACUAUAGAUGGAUAUCAUUGUGUAAAAUACGUCCUGGAAAACAUCGAUUAACAACUAUUGUCGCCGAGCUUGCUAUUGACUCGGCAGUUCGCCGAUCGUGUCAGAAUUUCGUCAAGAGCUGUGUAAAUAUCUUCGUGAUGAUUUUAUCAGAACUUUGUCACCGUUGAAAUAUUGAAGUUAAUUCUUAUUUAUUGACGUUAUUAGAAUAUUCUCAGUGGUUUGAUUCCUGUAGACUGGUGAAGACAACGAUUGUAAGCUUCUGGUUGAUGCUCGUAUUGAUGUUAACUGUGAAACGGCUGCUAAAAUAAUUCAAUAUGUGGAAUAUGAUGUGUGAUGUGAUGCCCACUAUUGCUGAGGAUAGCAUAUCUCAGCGGGGCUCACAGUUUAGUGGUGAUGAUGGAAAUUUGGAGCAGCUUAUGGUGUCAAUGCUUGAUGAACGAGACAAACUCCUAGACACCAUUAGGGAAAAUCAGGAAAAGCUUAGUGAACUUGAAGCUAAAUUCCAGGACCUGCAAAAAGAACGAGACAGCUUGCAGCGGCAACUGGAUGCUAAUUUACCACAGGAAUUCGCAACGCUGACGAAGGAGCUGAGCACAGCUCGCGAGAACCUGUUGGAGCGCGAUGAGGAGAUCAACGAGCUCAAAGCUGAGCGCAACAACACCAGGCUGCUGCUGGAGCACCUGGAGUGCCUGGUGUCACGACACGAGCGGUCAUUACGCAUGACAGUUGUUAAGAGACAAGCAGCGUCACAGUCCGGCGUGUCGUCGGAGGUCGAGGUGCUCAAGGCUCUCAAGUCGCUCUUCGAGCACCACAAGGCUCUCGACGAGAAGGUUCGAGAGCGGCUGAGGGUUUCCAUCGAGCGAUGCAGCGUUCUGGAGUCGGAGCUGUCACACACACGGGAUGAGUUGUCGCACUACAAGAUGGGCAAGGUGCCUGGCGACGGCGCUGAGAGCGACCGCAUCAACGGCGAGACGGACAUCAUCGACGCCUCGUCCAGAGUCACUAAUGGCUCCGCCCCAGACUCCGCUGCGACAGUGGAGCUAUCGGCUGCGAGGGAGCGGGUGCGGGAGCUGCAGAGUCGCCUGCAGGAGAUGGAGGAGACGCUGCAGGUCACACAGAAGGAACUCAUCAAGGCGCAGGACAUCAAUGCCAGACUGCAGCGUGAUCUUAAGGAGAACGUGGCACAGAAAGAAGACCAGGAGGAACGCAUCGCGACGCUGGAGAAGCGCUACCUGAACGCACAGCGCGAGAGCACUUCACUGCACGACCUCAACGAGAAGCUCGAGGAGGAACUCAAGAGCAGGGAGGCGCAGCAUAAGCUGCAAGAGGACAAAAUCCGCGCCAUUCAGGAGAAGCUGGAGCUGAGCGAGCAGAAGCUGGCGCAGUACGCCAAGCUGCCGGACGUGGAGCAGGAGCUCAAGCAGCGCAUGGAGGCCUUGCACCAGGUGCAGGAGAAGCACGGCACCGCAGAGGACCGCAUACACCGACUGGAGGGUCAGCUCGAUGAGAAGAGCGGCGAGCUGCUCCGACUUAACCAAAGACUUAAAAUGAAUGAGGAGCACAACGCUCGUCUCUCUGCUACUGUCGAUAAGCUUCUUCAGGAAUCAAAGGAACGACUUCAAGUGCACCUCGAGGAACGCAUGCACAGUCUCGAAGAGAAGAAUAAUCUCACUGCCAAGCUCGACAAGACGCGCAAAGAUCUCGAGGAUGCAGCCAUGGAAAAGACUGAGAUCCUGAAAGAAUUGGCUCGGCGGCAGGUUGACGCUGAGCAGCUGAAGCAGCAAAUGCUACAGCAAGAAAUUGCUUUUAAUAUAAAGCAAACUGAAGCACUUACCAGGUCGCUAUCCCCAAGUAUGGGUGGAGGUGUGCCAGGAGACUUCGUACGCAGCGGCUCCCACACGAGUUUCGACUCGCGGUCUCUGCCGCGACACGCGGGCGGCGUUCCGGGCUCCCAGUCUCAGCCCCCGCCCAUCCCUAAGCGACCUCCUACCCUCACCAUGCCCGAUGAAAAUGGACAAAUUGGUGGGCGAUGGGGUGAAGGAGUUGGCAGUGGAGGUCACCCAGCGUUCCCAGGAGAUGGGGCGGAGUUGGUGGUGUCAGACAACGACGUUGACGACGCAGAGUCUCUCUUCUCCCUCAUCUCUCCCUCACCUCACACCGACGCUCAGACACUUGCUAUUAUGCUGCAGGAGCAGCUUGAUGCCAUCAAUAACGAGAUCAGACUGAUUCAAGAAGAGAAGCAAAGCACAGAAGCGCGAGCGGAACAACUGGAGAACCGCGUGGUGGGUGGAGUGGUUGACCACCACAUGAUGCGACCGCCUGCUCGCCCUCCACUCCCACUCGACCACUCACCCCCACUCUCGGGGCGCUCCACCCCCAAUGCUCAACAGCCUCCUCUAUCUCCUCAGCGGGACUACAUGCACAAGUAUCACACGGCCCCGGCUGGCAUGUCCCCCUCCCAUAUGUACCAGAUGUUCUCGGACCGACCACCGACCGGGGGUGCCUCCCUCCCUGGCUCUCAGGCCAACAUCCCCGGGCUAAACAGAAUGGAUGGGAGGGAUGACGGCAGCCAAAUGUCGCUAGGAGGUCCCGGCAUGCACCCCGAAGGGUCUCCUCCGACACCCCGGUCUCACCGUCUCGGACCUCCUGUCGGGGGAGUUAUGGGCCCCAUGCUCACUGGAGGAGGUCUCAUGACCUCUUAUCCACCUAACUUGGCUGUGUCGUCUGAAGACCUACGACGGUACACGCCUAUGCCGGACCACUCGCCUGCCACUUCCACGAUGCCAAGGCUUCAACAAUACCAGCCUUAUUCGCCUGGAGGGCUAAACUCGAGCCAAGGUCCGAGCUUCUCUUCGGGCAACCUGGCUCUCUCCAACCCAUUGUUCAGAGGGUUGGGAGAGUCGACACACUCAACCCCCUCUCCCCUCUCGUCCCACCACAGCAGCCAGGAGUCUUUGCACAAGGGAGGCAUGGCGUCACAACCUAAGAAGAAGGGCAUCAAGUCUUCACUAGGUCGUUUCUUCAGUAAGAAGGAUAAGCAGCAGCAACAACAAGUGAAAGUCAAAGAGGCUAUGCAGCACGGAGGCUUCCAUCCCGGCGCGCUGUACAGCGAUGGCGACAUAGGGUCAUCUGACUCGCUCUCCCUGGCAGGCCUCGGCGGGGCUCAGAAGAGCGACUAUGACCGCAGGGGCAAAAAGAACAGCAUGCCUGGCUACCGUCACGAGCUGCUGGCGGAGGCUAUGAAAGCUGGCACGCCCUUCGCGCUCUGGAACGGUCCCACGAUCGUGGCGUGGCUGGAGCUGUGGGUGGGGAUGCCUGCUUGGUACGUCGCCGCGUGUCGAGCUAACGUCAAGUCGGGCGCCAUCAUGUCAGCUCUCAGUGAUGCCGAAAUUCAGAGGGAAAUAGGCAUAUCUAAUCCCUUACAUCGACUAAAAUUAAGAUUAGCUAUUCAGGAAAUGGUAUCCCUGACGUCUCCGUCAGCACCUCAGACAUCGCGAACAACUCUUGCAUUCGGCGACAUGAAUCACGAGUGGGUUGGGAACGAGUGGUUGCCUGCGCUAGGGCUGCCCCAGUACCGUACUACCUUCAUGGAGUGUCUGGUAGACGCUAGGAUGCUCGACCAUCUCACCAAGAAAGACUUACGCACGCAAGUCAAAAUGAUCGAUGCAUUCCAUAGAACAUCGCUGCAAUUCGGCAUCACGGCUUUGAAGAAGCUCAACUACGACCGCGUGGCGCUGGAAGAGCGGCGACGAAAUAGCGAAGAAGACAACACCGACGUCCUCGUGUGGACCAACGAAAGAGUCAUGAAAUGGGUUGCUUCUAUUGGGCUUAAAGAUUAUGCAAAUAAUUUGUUUGAAUCUGGAGUGCAUGGAUCACUCAUAGCGUUGGAUGAGAGCUUCGAUUCCAACGCACUCGCCCUUGCUCUGCAAAUACCAACUCAAAAUAAUCAGGCCCGACAAAUGCUGGAGCAAGAGUUCCGGAAUUUGUUGAACAGCGGAACGGAACGGUCUGACGGUGGACACACCAAGUCUUGAUAUGAGGCACCGCCUGGCCAACACCAGGUCCUGGCUCGACUUGUCUGAUGCUUCUGCACAGUAGACAAAUCUGAACUUCAUCGAGAUGCCGACGAGAAAAUUGCCGAAGUGUGGCUUGCUCACCAUUAUGUUCUGCAUAGUAGCAUCGCUAUGUCAGGGGACGGUAUGUUGCGUCGGUGUUUUCCCGCAUGUUGUGCUACAGUCGGGAAAUUUUACCUCGAAGUUGGUCCACAUUCCUUUGUCGUGGUGCUAUUUAUCUUUAUACAGCUGUGGUUGAUGCCAGCACUUUACAGUAUUGGCAUAUCAUAUGCGACGGAUUAGCUCAGAUUUGAAUUUGUCGAGCUUCAUUUUGUGCCAGUCUUCAACAUAUUCCCGGGAAUGAACGGUUGGAGUCUGAUGUUAAUUAUUGAUGACUCUUCUCUUGGGAAUCAUAAUACCUCUGCUGCUGUAAUUUAACCAGCUAACUUAAUUUUUAACGUAUACUAAUUUGUUCGUGAUUUGUAAAGGUGCAGCUGUGAAGGGUUGCAGUCUUAAUUGUUGUGCUUGUUGUUCCCGAAUUUGAAUUCAAAUAGGAGAUAAUUAAUUGCCGUGAAUUACAAGCUUUUUAGAGUACGGAGGUUAUGUCUUCAUUUUAUGAAAUUAAUGAAGUUUCGGACAAUACUCUUAAAGCUUCCAUAAAUUCAAUGCCAAACUUUAAAGUAUGGACUAAUGAAAGGAAGACUCUCCUAAUGAGAAAUUGUAACGAGUGCGAGCUUUAAUUCCAUGCGGGUGUUUUUCUGAUGUUGAUUGAUUAUAGCCCGGCUUGUGUCGAUCUUUGCUGGCGUGAUUGGAUCUCUGUUCGUGCUAUUGCUCUGGCCUAUCCUGUACUCACCUUAAUGCUAAGAACUGUGCGUUUGAGUUUCCUGGUGCAGUGUUGUAAAGCCACGAGUAUUCACGCUUUGAACACAAGUAGAACAAGUGUAUAGGGAGCACUGCUAGCGAUUUCCAGUGGUAGACAAUAUUACUUGUUAGUGAUGUUCACAGUGCUAGUUGGUCAUUUUUUCGAACGAGAAGUGAAUUUUCUACCGAUCCAAUGAGUACUUACUGAGUAGCGCAGUACGCUUUAUUUGCUGCUCAUUUGAGUUUUCUUCUCGAUCUUAUAAUUUUUUUUGACGCGUUGUUUAGUUAAUUUUCACUGAUGCCUACCUCAUUACUUCUUUCCUCUAUUGUUGAUAACACAUUGGCCACAUAGUAGCGCGUUUUUACUGACCAUAAUGAAGUGAUGCUUAGGCUGAAAUAUCAAUUGACACACAUCACUGUAGAAUAAGCGCUCACAUGUUGAAUCUAUGUCCGUUCUUGUCAAGGUAUCGUGCCAUGAUUAUUUAAUUACUUUUAGUCUUUAAAUUCUAGUUGACGGUUGUCCGUGGGGCAGCAUUUUUAACAUCUAUUUAUUAAUGUAAAUUGUACAUUUCUGUUACUCAAAUUUUGUGUAUUGGCGAGUUGUGGAGCUUGCAGGUGUGAGUGAUGUGAACAGGAGUGUAUAGACAGAUCAAAAUCGUUCUCCCGCUGUAGCAAUUAACCCUGUUCAAAGUUCGUGUAACCCUAACCAAAGUUUUCUCUUGCUGCUCGCGGAUCUGGUCACGCUACCAGAAUUUGCUUUAACUAUAGAUAUAAAAGUACUACUAUUCUAUUACUAGCAGUAGGUACGUGUUGUCUCUGCACCAAACCGUUGCUAGUUUCCCUGAACUUUCCUUUUAUUGGGAAGGCCCACAUAGCAGUAACAUGCUUCAUUGUUCUGAAGUGUCAGGUUGUAGUGGAGUUUAUAAGAGACGUACUCAACCCUAAGUCGCUUGACAUUCCAUUCGUGUACUGCUAUCGUUGAGGUAGCAUGUGUAUAAUGAACUUCCUGCGACAGUUCCCUACUUACUCCUGUCAUUUCUUACAUGCUCAGUUCUGUUUCAAUAUCAUAGUAGAUAUUUUAUUUUAUAUAAAUGAUUGUACAUAUUUUACAUUGAUUGCUAGGUGUUUAUAGCGCGCAUCUUACUGUGUAAGUAGUCUUGAGUUGAGUAGCAAAUAACUUCUCUGGUAGCUAACAUUCGCUAUCUUUUUACUCGUGCCUUCUCCUGCGAAGGAUUAUGAAGCUUGGAGUAAUAUCUUCCAGUUAAAUGAAGUGCCAUUCGUCUGGAACACAUGAUUCGUUCAUACUCUCAGAACUCCAGAAAUUGUAGGGUAUUGCAGAUCACAAAUGGCACAUUUUCACAAUUAAAUUUUGCAUUGAAAAAAUAUGUGUAUGCGAGUUUAUUUGUCAACAGUCAACUUGAAAAUGUGUCCGGCGCUUACUUAAAAUUUCAAUUUUAUCAGAAGAUUAUUCUCGUCAAGAAGCAGUUCCAAGUUUUUUUUUUAGUUUGUAGCUCAAAAUAUUCAAGAAAGACAGUGAUGACUGCAUCUUCCAAAGAAUUCUUUUUUGUCGCGCUGAUCAAAUGACAUCACGAGAUGACUGAAGGAGGUAUCAGUAAUUUCUUUUUUAUCUAUGAAUUUCCAUUCCUGAGUCGCAAGUUGUGUAGUACAUGAAGUUUUGUAAA
This is a messenger RNA of Hyalella azteca, 6723 nucleotides long. RefSeq names its product liprin-alpha-1 (gene Liprin-alpha). The transcript has 24 exons. Gene Ontology annotation, biological process: synapse organization. The coding region runs from base 443 to 4162 and encodes 1239 amino acids. Gene Ontology annotation, cellular component: presynaptic active zone. Gene Ontology annotation, molecular function: protein binding. The record is from RefSeq and is a predicted model, not a curated record. NCBI's taxonomy places the organism in Eukaryota, Metazoa, Arthropoda, Malacostraca, Amphipoda, Hyalellidae.